ACAGCCAACUACAACAUAUGAAGCUAUCAGAAUUGCGUUAUCUACGUAACUAAUCUUUUUAGAGCUCACUUUGCUCAUCAUAUUGGUUCAAAAAAAGUUUAAAUUAGGUCAAUAAAUAAUGACAUUAGGAUCAAAAUGCUCUGGUUGAUAUAGGUAAAAUAUUUUUGAACAUUUUGAACCUACGUAUAUCUCUAAAAUUUAGAAAGUUUUCAUACUUGAAUAGCUUAUUCGCGUCUUGAAUCUUGCUUUUGACAAUUUUUCAUUUGUUAUGAAAUUCACUUUGAUAUGUUAUAGAGUUUGAACUGUACCUCAUCUCCCUAGCAAAAGAUUAUGCACAAUCCUAUUUGUGAAACACUAUUUAUUCGAUAACUAUUACAUUCAAUGUUAUGAUUGAAAGUUUUUAAAAUAUUUCAUGAAAAAAAAAGAAAAUAUUAUAGUAAUCUCUUAUCAAUUAUUAUUUGAGAUAACAAACAUCAUGUAAAAUUCAUCACUUAAUUUGAAGUAUGAAUAUACAACAAUCUGUCUAUUCUAAAAGAUUUAUUCGUACUUUCCAGCAAGAUGAUAAGGUAUGCAAUCAUUUCUAAGUUGUGUUUAAAUCAUUGCUAAGCUAUUUUAAAAUGAUAUUAAUCGAUUGAUUCAUAACAAUUGAAGCUAAAACUUUAUCUGCAUGCAUCGUAUUAGGUCGACUUGUAAAACUCUAGUUAGAAUCGUUUAGAAUUUCAAUUUUCUCGAAAGUUUUCUUUCUUUAGUUUUUUCUUUGUUUUUGUUUUACGGUUGACCAUUCAUCUAUUGACUAAUCAUAUGAAUAAAUUACUUGUAAGUAUAUACAAAUUAUAAUUUGAUUAUUUUAAUUGUAUAAAAUAUUAGGUUCGAAUCAGUUUGUAAUGCAUUACAAGAUAGUUUUCGAUAUUUUCUUACUGUCUGUAUAAAUUCAUAAUAGAAGAACUUAAUUAUUCUCUUUUUUUUAUCAUAACAUCUCAAUGGAAUCUGUUCAGAAUAUUUCAAUAAUUCUCGUGAUUUUCAUACAAAAUAAGUAUCAUUCAAUGCUGAUUAUGAACCUGAUAAAUUAAUGAGAUUUUGACAUAAAACAAGAAAUUAUAAUUUACAAGAAGUAUUAGCUAUUUGUGAUAAAAAAACAGGACUAUAUAAUGAAACUCAUUUUCUUUGUGGUAUGAAUUUGAUGUUUUUUUUUUGUCUAAACAAAUUGAAAUAUAUAUGUAUAUGUUAUAGGACAAGCACGAAAUGAACGUGUUUCAUUAUAAAUAAUUCUCGAAAAAUUAAAUGAUAUUGAAGAAGUCCUAAGAUUUUGUCAUGAAAAAGGUGGUCAAUCAUUAUGGACAAUAUUAAUUGAAGAAUCUAUUGAUAAAUCAGAUUUUAUUAGCGAAUUAUUAAAUCAUGCUGGUGGUGAUAUUAAAUUAUAA
Rotaria sordida is the source of this 1421-nucleotide messenger RNA. NCBI's taxonomy places the organism in Eukaryota, Metazoa, Rotifera, Eurotatoria, Philodinida, Philodinidae. The record is from the annotation of a GenBank genome assembly.